AGUAUACAGAAAAUAAAUGUAGUUGAAGCGAGAAAUGGAAAUAGGGGAUAAUGUAUCGUGAGUGUGAGCGGAAAGAGGGGAAUACAAGACAAAAGAUACGCAUAGAGAGAGAAAGAGGUAAAAGCGAGAGAAAAUGUGAUUGAGUGCGCGGGUGAACUAUGGAAAAAAGGCGGGGGGAGGGGGGGGAUAAAGCCAUUGGGAGACGAUAUAUAUGUAUGUAUACAGAGUGGUUGUAUGGAACAGAAGGGGUACAUGACACGGAUGAAUGAAGAUAGCGAUGCGCUUCGACACUGUUUCACGAAGAUUCUCCCAAAUUACGAUAAAGCAGUGAUUACAACUUUUACGAUGCUUGAGUUUACUUGAUAUCAUGUCUAUUUUCGCGGAAUUUUUUAACAAUCUUCGCUGAUAGAUCAAAGAACGUACAUCAUGUAUACCAACAAAAGAUAUCGUUUGAAAAGCAUUCAGUGAAUUAUUAUAUUCGACUCAAAAGUUCCCUCCCUAAUAGCACUGGAGCGAACGGUUACCUUUUUUCCUUCCCUGUUCAAAUUUCGCCUUCGAGCACAUAUAUAUGUAAAGUGCACAUAUAUCAUUUAAAUAGCGAUUAAGGAUUUGAUUCAGGUUCGACCUGUUGAUUCUGCGGAAAACGCUUGUCGUUAUGCGAGGCAUGCACGUUUAGUAAUUUACCUGAUGUUAUCAAAUCGGAAUAUACAUACUAUAGCCAACGUGUAAGCACACGAUGUUAUACGUUCAAAGUGGAUUCAACCACAAGAUACGCUCAGGGUGCGCUCUGUUGAAUGAACAAAAAUGUAUACUCUAAUUAAACGUUAAACGAUCCUAAUUGAUUCACUUUAUCUGACCUAGGAUCAUCUAAUCGAUUAAAUUGAUCGUUAUAAUACGAAAAGAAAUAUUUUAUAAUAUUAAAUAUAUUGUCGUUAUAAUAUUUUUAUCAGUUUUUAAUAAUCUCAUUCUUUAUUUAUGGGUUUAUGCUUUCAAUUUUAUAAUAAAUUUUCCAAUGAUUUCUUUUAUGAACAGGAAUUUAAAACAUUUAUGACAACUCUUUUAAUAGUAAUUAAUUAAAUCGCUACAAGGAAACAUUUUAUUGCAAAUGUUGUUAUUAUGAUAUUUUUGUAAAUUUUAACGAUUUUAUCCAAAUUUUCUUAUAGUAUCACAGUUUCAAUUCUACAAUUAAACUUCUCAAUGACUUCUUUCAUAAAUAUGAAUAUAUAAAGUAUUUAUGGGUACUGUUUUUGGCGUGAAAGUUUACACGAAAUCGUAAAAUCGAUAAGUUGCACAUUACGGCUCGUUCGAUCGUUUCCAUAUUAUCGUCCACGACAAGCACGAGUAUUUUUGAGUAAAUAAAACCUUUAUAUUUGCAUAACUGUUAACCGGUAUAAAAUGAAACUCGUAAAAUGCCAAAUUCGUGGAAAGAAAUUUCACAUAGUUGUACGUAACUUUAUGGUACGAUGCAUUGCACUUUAUAUACGGUGUAUUUUCGAAUAAAUAUAACAUAAAACAGUUUGUAAACGGCGUGGAGCAACUGAGCCUGAGAUACAGAAUAUUCCUUCAUUGUUUUCCAAUUUAUGAUCUCAUCCUGCCAUAUUUAUACCAAUAUUAAAGUACGAAGAAGAGAUAUAAAAAUUAAGAAGGUACACUCAGAAUGAUUCUUCUGAAAUUCAAGGUUACAAGAAAACUGGAGAUUAUUUAAAGAUCAAAAUCAAAAUUCUUCUAUUGAUUUAGAACACAUGCUUGAAUUUUAUACAUCCGGUGUUUAAAUAAAAUCGUGACAAUUCAAUUUACUGAAAGUAUAAAUGGAGUUACUGCAACAAUUUUUUCAGUACCGUAAUGUUACAGUAUGUAAAUAUCUGACAUAUAAAAAUUUACUUUUAACACUGAUAUAAAUUGUAAACAUGCGAAAUGUGGGUCAAUAAGAUAUUCUGAAUAUUAAGAUAUAACAUUUUAGUAAUUUUUUUGUUUUUCAUUAAUGUUUAAUUUUUAAAGAUAGUUCAGGGGACAAUAAAAUCCACGAUUUAUUAAUAUUUUUAAACGAAACCAAAUUAAUGGAUAAAUUAAUUUCAUUUGCAUUUUUUAUUUGUUGAUUUUUGCAUUGACUAAAUAGCGAUCACAAUCAAAUUAGAUGAGUUAGUACAAUUGUUGAUUCUUCGUACAUAGUAUAUUUUAGUAAUUAUCGUACGAAUAUCGCAAAUCUCAUGAUUACAUAAAAAAAUAUGGUCAUUUCAAAUAAAUAUAAAAUAAUCCCAACCAAAAAAUAUAAAAGAAAUCUCACGAUUCAUAUUAAAAAAAAAAUAUACUUCAACAUUCGAAAUAAUUAGCUACAUAUAUAUUACACAAGACGGAAGUAUCAUGCUGCUUAUACCUAAUUCGCUAAUAUAUCGAAACUUGGAGAAUAUCGAUCUCGUCAUUCGGCAAAAUGCCAUUAUCUAGUUAUGCGAUUUUUUAAUUACUUGAAGCGGCGUUUAUUUAAUUUAUUCGAAUAAGUUGAAAUUCGCGUUUAUGUAAUCAGACUUAUGUUCCUCUUCAUCACAAGAAGAACAACGAACAUCUUUUUAAUCUUCUAGAUUAUCGAAUAGUUUCAUGUGUAGAGCCUUUUGCUACGUCGGUUCGAGACGGAAAUAUAAAAGCACAUUUAAGAAUUAGAUGAUAGUUUGUACGUAGGAGUGAAAAUGCACGAUAGAGAACGCGAAGAAUCCGUUCAAUUUCUCGUUGCUCACUUUGAAUGUCGAUGCGAAUACUCACGGCAGUGAACCGGUUACUUAUCGUUUGUGAAACAUUGCCACGAAGAAAAUUCAUAUUUCUGUGUGGAUCAUACGUGUUGCCGUGUUACUACGGGACUAAAGCAUAGACGAUGAAAGUUUAUUAGAAUAAAUUCGUGCAUACAAGAUUCAUUGCUGGACGACAUCUAUAUGAAUCCUGAUGAAUGAGCCUUUGUGGAAGCUAUGAAGCAUUAGGCACACCCCACUGGCGAAGGCACACCCCUACGUUUAAGAUAUUGGAGUACUACAAUACAUGCAGCUUGUAAACUUUUAGAAUGAACGCGACGACGAUCUAUACAGGUGCAACGAGCACUCUGGCUGGAAUUAUUGGCAUCGAGUCGGAAAUAAGAAUGGAUAAAGCGGAAAACUCCUUAGACAGUGACCUUGACAUUUCUCCGGUCACUCUAUCCUCCGCAUGGUCCAGAGUGGCGAGACUUCUUUUGUUAGCAUCAAUGGCUGUCGGCGGCAGUGUCGGUAACGUUUUCAUGAUCUCUGCGGUGGUGGUAGAAGAUCAACUUAAGAAACGAGGAAAUGCGUUUCUAGUGAACGUUGCAUUGGCAGAUCUAUUAGUAACAGGCCUUGUAAUACCGGUAUCAGUGAUUGUGAUCCUGGCAGGACAUGAAGAGUCAUUAAGCACAUGCCGAUUUGAAUGUACUCUCGAGGCACUUUGCUUUCUCGUGACGGUGUUGACGUUGGCCACUAUAGCUGCAGAAAAUUAUACUCGUUUGUGUUUACCACCCGAAAGGUAUGCCGUAUUGACAUCAAGCCGUGUAACAGCGACCAUCAUCAGCGUCUGGCUGAUAUCUGUAAUGACGGUAGUUCUGCAAUCAUCGUUGGACGUAGGACCGGACUUCUGCCGUCGCCGAUUCAGUGGGAUAGCCAUGGAACAAAUAAUCGGGGCUACGGUUUUAGUAGGUUUGCCAACUUUAAUGACCACCUUCCUGUACGUAAAGCUGGUGAUUCGAGUCCGACACGCUACCAGGGGUUCCUAUAAGCCACCGGUCGCUUUCUCCUGGGACUACGAACUGACCAAGGCAAACAUGUACAGCUGCGUGAUGUUCGUGAUAUUCUGGCUACCGUUCGGUAUCGUUGUCUGCGUUAACUCCUUCCGACCGAUAAGCGCUCGUGUUCUUUACAAUUUGGCCUGGUUUGCUCUCUCGAAAUCCUGUUUCAACAAUUUACUCUACUGUGUGGCAGACCGGCAUUUUCGCAGCGCUUACGUCAAGCUUUUCCAUUACUGCUGUUGCAAGACUACGGUGAGUUUCUCAAGGAGAACACGAGGGGAUGGUGGCCGAAGUGCCAGCGAUGUACGCCUCAGGGUUCACAUUAUCCAUUCCUAUGCUAGUCCGGGUACCUGUCGCCCACCUGCGGGUAGACCUAACGGACGUGACGUUUAUGAGCUCUAAAUUUCAACAUCGCGCAUCAUGAUCGGAAUAUUUGGAACAACCUGUGUCCUCGUCGAUACAAUUGAUCGCCGUCCAAUAGAAAACAUUUUUCGAUUUCUGCUCCUGAUCGAGAUGCUUCCAAUUACUGCGAUGGUUUAAGUUGCCCUUUGGUUGUACUGUUGAGAAUUAGUACGUCGAACGCGUGUACUUUAUUUAUGUAAUUUAUUCGUGUUGAUUGUUUUAAUGCGCUUUGAUACAAAUUGUUAAGUGAGGAGGACUGUUUUACGAACUUUGAAUUGGUACAGUAGAACCUUUGUUAUUUAAAUUUAAAAGACAAGAAGACGAAUUCUUCUCUGUUCGGAGAAGAAAAUGUUCACAUGUACGUGUUAUACUAUAAAAGAAUAAUAACAAUAAAGAUUGAACGUGUAAAUAUAUGUUCAAUAUAUGGCAUUUUUGACUGGAAAAUUGAUGAAUUUGGUAUAAUCUGGUACUUUUGACGAUUAAUCUAUACAUUUCUCGUGAAUAUUUUUUAUGUUAUACAUUUUAUGGGAUUAUAUCAACCUUAUUGCAGAUUAAAGGAUAGGAAAACGUCCACUUAAUAUCUUUGGCAACUAAUUUAUAUAAAGUUUUUAACAUUCUCGCGUGUUCCAUUAUGAUAAGAUAUUCAUAUUCAGAUUACAUCAACUGGUUAGUCUUAUAUAUAAUAUCAAUAAUUAAUUUCGUUAAUAUUAAUCACUAUCUUCAAGUGUACUUUUAAUAUUUCGAGCUUUAAUCGUUAAAAUUCGUUGAUUAAAACACGUUUUCACCAGCAUUAUGUAUGCAUAUGCUACAAUUAAUAUCAAAAUUUGGAUAUCAGAGGUUCUACUGUAUGAAUACUUGUAACAGUGCUAUUAUCCAUCCUCUUAUAAUGUUCGAAUAUCGAUGUUUUACAAUCUUCGUUAAAUGAUUCUCGAAUACCUGCCGUAAUUGUUCAACAAUUGCUAUUACCUCAUUUUACGUUAUUGUUUUAACGUGUAAUUAUUCCUAUUACGUCUGUUUCAUAUUUAUUUAUAGCUAUACGAUAGGUACAUAUAGAGUGUAACUGCAAUGACGUUAUUAUAAAGAUAUUGAGAUGAUUUCUCUUACAAAAAUAAAUCGAAAACGUAGUUUGAAGUUCUUUAUCUUUAGCUUGGUUUUCCUAAGAUACUGAUUCGUCCAACAUGGUCGAUGAAAUAGAAGCAAAAAUUGCAUUUAGAAAAAAGAAUAAUAUUGGGAAUUCUGCUCUCGAAUAAAUUAAUAAAUGAAUAAAAUAUCUAAAAAUGUAUCUUAUGUGAAUUACUAUCUUUCUCUAUAUACUACGUAUAUAUAUAGAUGUAUACAUCAUGCCGAUAUAAAUCUGUUACGAAUUAUAGACGAAGUACGAUGUACUAUUUCUGUUUUGUAAUUUCUAUUAACGUUCCUAAUAUCUAUAAACACAGAAACAAUUUAUCAAUUCUCAAACGAGUACAUUCUUAUUUAACGAUUUUUUAAAAUCAAUGUUCUCGGAAAGAAAAUACUAUAGGACAAAAUUUCAUUCUACAUGUUUUCGAUUUACUUUUUGCAGAAAGAAUUAUCUCAUAAUCGAUUAUUCCAUCAUUGCCGCUACAUUUUAUAUAAUCGGAUGACGAAGUCUACAGUUUCACAGAAACAAAUCUGUUUCUCCAUCUUUAGCAACAAAUGUUAACACCAAAGUAAUAUGGCUACUAUCACUAUCUAGGCACUAACAGAGAUCUUUGUAUAUUUUAAGUUUCUGCUUUCUACAUAUCAUCCUUCGGCUAAACUUUGUCAGUAUAUUCUGUGGAUACACAGGGUGGUUGGUAACUGCUGGUACAAGCGGAAAGAGGGGAUUCUACGCGAAAAAAGAAGUCGAAAAUAUAGAAUAAAAGUUUUCUUUUUUCUUUUUUUUUAAUUUUUCCAUCUCCCAUUUGUAUCGGAAAUUAAAAUGUACGUGUUGCUUUAAUUAUUUCAAUCAUCGGUUUAUUAUCGGGUUAUUUGCAUCAUAAAUAGUAUAGCUGAUUUGUAACACAAAGAAGGAUUGUUUAUAGUAAAUAAGAAAGUCUAUGGAUUUAUUCACUUGACGAUCGAAAGAAAAACAACAUGUGUGUUUAUCUUCUUUUUUUUCAAGAGGUGCAAUUUUAAAAUUCGAUACAUUACCAAUUAAUCUGUGUACUAUCAAAAUUAUUCUUUCAUUUGAUUUUACAAUGAAAUAUAGAUUUUCGUCAAAUAUCGUUUGUACAUUUUAAAAAUAUUUAUCAUAUCAUUAGUUACACCUUUGGUUUUUUCUAAAACUGUAUAAAAUGUAUCGCGUAUUUUAUAUAUACAGGGUGGUUAGUAACUGGAGGUACAAGCGGAAGGGGGGUGAUUCUACGCGAAAAAAUAAGUAAAAAAUGUAGAAUAAAAAUUUUUCGUUUGAGGCUUUGUUUUCGAGAAAAUCGACUUUGAAUUUUCGUUCGGUACGUGUGCACUCACUGUAGAUCGUUGUCUCGAUGGAAGAAUUAAAAAAAAAAAAUUGUAUUCUAUAUUGUCGACUUCCUUUUUCGCGUAGAACCACUCCCUUUCCGCUUGUACCACCAGUUACCAACCACCCUGUAUGUAAAUAAAGUUAAAACUGGUAGAGAUAAAUUUAAUUUUGCUAUUCUUCGAAGUGCAUUUCGAUACUGUUUCUUCUACUACAGAAAAGUUAUCGAUAUUCUUCCUGACAGUGUGUAAACACAAUUCAAUCGUAAAUUAAUUGUUACAAAAAGUAUAUGUUAUUAGUAACUUUUUGAACAGAAUUUAAAUUUGCGUCCAUAAGGUGCUGAUAUAUAAUUACAAUUAAUUUGAAAAUUUCGCAAAAUUCAUAUACUAUUAUAUAGCUAUCAUAAAUCUACCAAAGCGCUUGGAUAACACGAUAUAAUAAUAUAAACAGCAGUAUACAUUCACUUAUUCAUACAUGUAGUAUAUAUUUAUUUUUAUACGUUAUCUGUAAUUUGUGUAUUGUUACAUCUUUACGAUUUUCAUAAAUUUCAUAAACAUUCAGUUAUGACUUAACGAUAGAGCUUCAAACGACCUAAUUAUAUCUAUAACAUUUUUCUCUUAUUUGUAUUCAUGGAAUAUAUUGACAAAUUUUGUUUGAAAAAAUCUGCAACACUUUGUGUAAAUAUUGCCCAAUCGUUGACAGAAAUCGGGCAAAAGGGCAGUAGAAGAGCGCUAUGUCUGAUAACGGCAUUGAAAGAAUAUAAAUAAAAAAUUACUACUGACACUGAAACAGGCAAUCGGGCCGUCCAUUGGAAAUUUUUUCCCGUUGUCACUCUGAUACUAAGGGAAUGUUUCCAUCUUUCGUCUAUAUUCUUCCAGUUGUGUUCUUCCAAGGACUGUCUGUUUGGACGAAACGUUCAUCGUGAUUGUUUCUUAAACGAUAAUUAUCGUGACCUGUCACAACCUCCUUCGUAUACACUUAUAUCAAUUCAUUCGUGAAAGAGAAUCUCUAUAUUAAUAUAAACACAAAAGGUUUUUAAUUUUUUACAUGAACUUACAACAUAGAAUAUCUAUUUUUUUUACGUGAUGCAUUUUAUAUUCUGUUAGCGUAACUUCCUUCCAUUCUUGGACCCCUUUGCACAAUGAUUUACUGAUUAACGAUAUUAGUGAAUUGAUAAGCGACAAGAUUUACGUUACGGACAUGUUUCUCUUAAUUAUACAAUUUUGUUAAUUAUGAAAUAUGAAUCAAAUGUAUACUUUCAUACAUAGAAUAAUCGAAUGAUUUACCAUUCGUAAAAUUGACUUGUAAAAUUUAUGGGCUAGAUUUCUUUUUUAUAAUUUUACAAUUUCACUAAUUCUCGCAUAUAAAAAUAAAAAUAACGAAAUAAAAUAAUCGGAUGAAUUGUAAUUUGUACAAUUUUAUUAUAAUUUAUUUUACCUAAUUUUCUUUUUUAUCAAAUUUUGAUCGAUCACGUAAAACCAUUGAUAAUUUAAAACUUGUACCGUGUAAAAUUUCACUAAUGAUACUAAUCCAAGAUGAUUGUGCAAAAGGGCGAAUGUUCGUGCGUAAGGAUUGAGAUUCGACAGAUUUAGCGCUAUAUAAAAUGCUAUUCCAUGAUACAAAGGAUUCGUUACUUCCAACGAGACUGUGUUAAUGCUAAACUAUAAUAUCCUGUUUUUGAGAACAAUACAUUGAACUAAAAUAGGAAUAUAGCCAACAACAAAAGUUGCAAGAAAAUAAAUACUUCUCUAUUAUCUUAUAUUUUUUAACAUUAGAACUACCGAAUCCGCCAGAAUGGCGCAUUCCAAUAUUUUUAUUCUUACAAUUACUAAAACUAUAGAAUUGUUCUUAACUAAAUUAAUGUUGACUUUUAUUAAAAUGAAAACAUGAUUUCAUACAUCCAUUUAUUUUCAUUAUGUAACUGUUAUUAAAAUCAUCUAUGUUAUCU
Messenger RNA from Bombus huntii, 8580 nucleotides. RefSeq names its product RYamide receptor-like. Gene Ontology annotation, molecular function: G protein-coupled receptor activity. NCBI's taxonomy places the organism in Eukaryota, Metazoa, Arthropoda, Insecta, Hymenoptera, Apidae. Gene Ontology annotation, cellular component: membrane. The record is from RefSeq and is a predicted model, not a curated record. The transcript is spliced from 6 exons. Gene Ontology annotation, biological process: G protein-coupled receptor signaling pathway. Bases 3047 to 4177 code for a protein of 376 amino acids.